AUGCACAGCCUGCAUCAACUGCUCCUAGGUCCUCUGUCCCCGGUGCUUGAACAAAGGCAUUUGCUUGAAAACACGAACUCUUUCUGCCGAAAGGACUCGGUGGAGUGCUGCCGGAAACUGCAGUGUGGGACGGUUAGGGCGCUUCUGCAGAUUCAUCUGGACUAUUUACCGAGGCGUGAGGACCGGCGCGGGACCGCGGAGGGGAGCACAGCGGAAGGAGCCACACUAGGGGCGACUCUAGUUCUGGGAGCCAGACCGCUCUCCCCUAACCUCCGGGAUAGACCUCCUUUUUUGGGCCUUCUGUUCAAGUCAAGCGCAAGCACUCUGAAACUCUACCCGGGAAGCAAGCCUUGUGCUGCCCUCCAGUGCUCUGCUCCAGGCCUGGUUGGGGGAUGGGAAGCAGGAGGUAUAAGGAGGCCCCAGGCUGUCAAAAGACUAGGCGGUGGCUUCCAGGCUCAUCAGAGCUUCACGCAGGUUUUCGCGGGCUCAGAUCAGGGACACAGUGGACUUCUGAGCAUGUUUCCUAUACCUGGGCAGGUCCUGCACCCCCUCAUUGCCAUUCUCCUGCUGCAACUCACAGCUGGGCAUCCCUUCAUCUCUCUGAUGGGCCCAUCUCAGAGGGUAAUCCCAGAAAUAUCAGAACCUUUCAACUGCACUGCUGGCCCCUUCAGCUCUGAAGACUUUAACAUCACCUGGUUUAAGAACAGUGAUGAACAUCCAGCCUCAGCCCAGUACCUGGUGGCUGACAACAAAGGCAAUUACUCCAUCACCAGCAAGGCAUGGGUGACCCUGACUAGAGACGAUGUCUUGUCUCAGAUCACCUGUGAAGUCGCUCACGGGGACCUUGAUGAGCCCUUGCGGAUGACCAUGAACCUCUCCCAAAUGCUCUACAUUAUCCCCUCCUUGAAUAUCACCAAAUCCUCUGAGACCCAUCACCACCAGCAUCAGAAAGUGAACCUCACUUGUCAUGUGAGCCACUUCUACCCUUCCCACCUGAAGCUCAUCUGGAUGAAAAACGGGCACAAGAUCCUGGAGGAAUUCCCUGAGGUCACAAGCAAUCUGGAUGGGACGUAUUCCCUGGAGCACAUGCUGCUGGAAGAGGCCACACUGGAUGGGUGUGAGUUUGCCUGCUGGGUGGUCCAGGGUGACCAGGUCCCAGUCAAGGCAGUCAUCAAUGUGCAGGCCUCUAGCAAGAACAACGGAAGGAUGUCAACAGAACGGAUCUCUGGCAACUUGGAAGGCCCGCAGCAACGUUUUGAGCCAGGCACAAGCAUCCAACUGACAUACACAUUAUCCAGGUUACGCAAAAAUCAUGUUGUGGUGACCUGCCUCAAAAACAACCACAAACUCCCCAAGCCCCAGACCAAGUUUCUCCCUAUUGGAGAUACCUAUAAUGUCACCAGCACUGUAUCUGUCCCACUGACCAAAGAUGAUGUGUUCUCCUUUGUCCACUGCAAGGUCAAGCAGAAUUCCACACUGAUUUUCCAGAAAAACAUCAGCCUGAGCCAGUAUCUCCGUGUGCCCCCUGCAGUGACAGUGUCACACUCUCCAGUCUCUUCUGGCUUGGUGGCCAUUACUUGCCAUGUGCAAAGAUUCUAUCCAGAUAAUGUGCACCUCACCUGGCUGGAGGACUGCCAUAUACUCAAGGGAACUGAGGAUCCUAUUUUCAAGAAUACUGAUGGCUCCUACACAAAGAAAAGCUCACAACUGGUGAACACAUCAGUGCAAGGACCUGAGCGGGUGUUCACCUGCAGAGUGCAGCAAGAGAAACAGCCUACUAUCCAGGCCAGCCUCAUAUUACCCACAGCACUCCACACCAUACACAAGUCCAUUAGGAGCUCAGGUCAAGAGACAUCUGCCUUAAUCUUUGUGAUCUUCCUCCUGGGCCUCAAGGUACUGCUUGUGGUGUGUUUCACAGUCACCUUCAUCUACAGGUGGGGCUUCAAACUCUAUGCAUUCUGUAGGACCUCGGAGUUGGAAGAUUUUUCAAAUUAUGUCCUUGAAACCCUGGAGGUGGGGGCCUACAAUGUGGGAGUGAAAAUAAAGUGA
Molecule: messenger RNA, 2049 nt
Organism: Fukomys damarensis (Damara mole-rat)
Lineage: Eukaryota; Metazoa; Chordata; Mammalia; Rodentia; Bathyergidae
Exons: 10
Coding region: 1-2049 (682 amino acids)
Cellular component (GO): plasma membrane
Source: RefSeq, a predicted model, not a curated record